Messenger RNA from Puccinia graminis f. sp. tritici CRL 75-36-700-3, 3360 nucleotides. RefSeq lists its product as uncharacterized. The coding region runs from base 41 to 3151 and encodes 1036 amino acids. Gene Ontology annotation, cellular component: endoplasmic reticulum. The record is from RefSeq and is a predicted model, not a curated record. NCBI's taxonomy places the organism in Eukaryota, Fungi, Basidiomycota, Pucciniomycetes, Pucciniales, Pucciniaceae. The transcript has 11 exons. Gene Ontology annotation, biological process: phosphatidylinositol dephosphorylation. Gene Ontology annotation, molecular function: phosphatidylinositol-4-phosphate phosphatase activity.
GUUGCGUCAUCAUCAUCACAAAAAAAAAAACCAAAAAAAAAUGAACUCAGAACCCACUCGAUUCUCAUUACCAACUCAGAUAACCAUCUACAUCUCACACAGAGCACUCUUCAUCAAACCACACCACCACCCCAAAUCACUCACCAGGCUAGAAUGGUCUCAACAGCCCACCCUGGCACUCAUCCAGGACCAGAAGACGAUCGAAGAUGAACUCAGUCUGGCCGAGAGCCUCAAGAUCCAACUCGACGGACUCAUCGGUCUCAUUCAACUCUUCCAGGAUACCUACCUUAUUGCGAUAGCCUCACAUUCCGUGGUAGCCAGGUUCGAAGAGAAGGAGCUCAGGAGGAUCGAACGAGUCCUAGCCAUCCCCUUGGUCUACCAAAAAGCGCACGAAUUGGUCAAGAAUGAGCUCAACAGCAACAGACCAAGGAUCACCCAAACCCUCUCAACCUCAACCUCAAACAAUAGUAUUACCACUGCCAACACCAGCAACGAUGAUCUGUCGAGUCAAACAGAUGAACUCCCUCCAGAAGCCGACGAAGACCUUCCCCCAGGCGCUCCACCAUCCGCAUCAUCAUCCCCGUCCUUAUCAUCAUCCGUCGAAGAAGGCUUCCAGAAAAUUGUCGAGCCCAACAAGAUCAACUUUUCUCGUUUACUAUGGAAACCCAAACCAAUAUUAUCAGGCCAUCAAGAGCCAAGCUCCUCAAGCACAUCAACUAGUACUGCUGAGAACAUUCAGCCUCCUCAGUCCACCAGGAGCACUAGGUCGACAAGCACCAGCAAGGCCGCCGAAGAAGCCCCGCUGGCUAAUCAAGAAGGACGUCUCUCGCUCGAUAAGAAGUUCGUAGCCGUCCUGUCCGACGAACUCACUCGUGGAGGCAUGUUUUAUGCACUCGAUUGGGACAUCACUCAUUCCUUCCAAUCCAAGGCCGAUCAGUGCUCCCCAGACGAAACAGAGCCCAGAAUAGCAGAGCCGCUUCACAAACGAGCCCAAUCGCGCUUUUGGUGGAACCAACGACUGAUUCAACCAUUCAUCAAAAGUGGGUUUGAUAAUUUAGGAUAUGUGAUCAUGCAAGGGUUUGUCGAAUCGACACAAGUGAAGAUAUUAAAACUUAAGAGCGACGAACGAGCUGACGCAAUCCCACAACCAUCGAGCGAACCGCAAAAGGGUGAAGAAGCAGAUGAUGGAGAAGAAGAAGAAGAAGACCGAGGGACGCAGAAGGAGGUAGAUUUAGUGGAGAUUGAAAUCGGUCUGAUUUCCCGCCGUUCGGUUCUGAGGCCGGGGUUACGCUACCAACGACGCGGGAUUGAUGGGGCGGGCUCGGUGGCGAAUGCGGUGGAGACGGAAUGCGUGAUCACCACGCGAGCCGAUCCAAGCAAAAGUCAACAGUCGGUGUUUUGGAGCUUUGUCCAGAUCAGAGGCUCGGUCCCGCUCUUCUGGUCCCAGAACCCAGCCGGGCUUAGGCCGCCGAUCGUGCUCGAAGGGGACCCGAUCGAAAACUUAGAUGCUAUGAAGAAACAUUUUGCCGACUUGAUCGACUCGUACGGUCGGAUCCUGGUCAUCUGCUUGGCCGAAAGGAGCGGCAACGAGGCCCGGCUGGUGGCCGAGUUCGAGCGCCAAGUCGGCCUUCUUGAAGGAUCCGCUUUCCCUUCUGAUCCGCCAGCAAAGGUUCAGUCCACUCUGCAGGAAAAAGAAAAGGAGUGGGUCAAAUUUGUCAGUUGGGAUUUCCAUCAGCAGUGUAAGGGCAUGCAUUACGAAAACGUCUUAGAUUUGGUCGAGCAGAUCGACGAUGAUAUCUCCCAAUUUGGGUAUUUUUCGAGGACAGGUGAUCGACAGAAGGGAGUGAUUCGGUCGAACUGCAUCGAUUGUUUGGACCGGACCAACGUGAUCCAAUCGGCGAUUGCCAAGCAAGUCCUCAACCGCUUCCUCCGCCACCUCAACCUGCCCAUCAAUCCCGAUCUUGCCCAUGACCAACUCGACGUCGCCUUCAACUCUCUCUGGGCUAAUAAUGGCGACCAAAUCUCGAAACAAUACGCCGGCACUUCCGCACUCAAGGGCGAUUUCGUGAGGACGGGGAGGAGGAAUUGGAGAGGUAUCGUAAAUGACGCCACCAAUUCAAUGGCUAGGAUGUGGCAUAAUUCGAUUUCAGAUUUCUUUAAACAAAGAGUAUUAGAUUAUACACUUGGGGUCAACGUGACUACCUUUUCUCAAUUCCAACAAGCCUAUUCGUCGAUUGAUCCUAACGACUUGAGUCGAUUUGCCAAAUUCCGGUCACUUGCGAUUGAUGAUGCAGCGAAACAAGUCUUGUCGGAAGGAGAGAGCAAGCUGGAUGGCUGGAAUCUCUUGACCCCAAGUGAAGAGACUUCGGCCCAUUCGGUCAAAGCCGUCCCACUCGGCCUCGAAGAAAGGAUCAUCAUACUGAGCUCGAAAGCUCUUUACAUUGUCAGCUAUGAAUACGUCUUAUCCAAAGUGCAAGAGUUUCUGAGGAUUGGUUUGGAAGAUAUUGUCAGCCUCCAAUUAGGUGUUUAUAUUACUUCAGUGGCAGAUGAGCGGGAUCGAGAGGAGCAGGAAAACUACGGGUUUGUGAUCUCAUACGAUACGGUAGGUGCGACGGAGAAAAAGAAGACAUAUUCGAUGCGAAUGGAAGGAAAAAAGUCGAGUCCAACGGCCCUUGAGGGCGGAAUGGAUGACAGUAUGUCGGUUUUAGGCGAGCCUGAAAGCGCGACGUCUCGGAGUAUCAAGCAGGUUGCAUUCAAGGCGCCGAAGGAUCUGACGUCCGACAGCUUCCCGUCUAUAAUGAUGACUCACGAUUCCCAUCCAAAGCAGGAGGACCGGCCGACCGGACGGCUGUCGGCGGAAGGCUUUAUUGGCCAGCUGAUCAAGCGGGUCGAGCGCGAAUGCCACCGCAACCAGAUCAUCUUCAUCGACGAGGCCCGUGCGACCGGCGAUCGGGAGGGACAUCCUGCUGGCCAAGUGAUCGACGAGCAUCUCGAGGACGAGGAGACCGAGAGACUCCGACGGCUCGUCCUCGUCGAUCGUUCUCCCAUCAUCAGCAUCGAUGACUAUCACGCUUCGGUCGGCUCCCUUCCCUCCUUGCCUUUCAACUUGUUCGCCAGAAUGUCGAGAGGCGUCAAGCAGAUCAUCGGCUGAUUCAUCUCCCCUCUCUUGUCGCCGUUCAUUCGCCUUUCUUUGUCCCUAUUCUUUUUUUGGUUUAUUAUUCUUCCUUUCCCUUCCGCAUCCUCAUCAUCUAAUCAUCACUUUGUAGCUACAAAAUUUAGAUUGCCAUCUUGGAUGGUUUUGUGAUCGAAGCUCGUUUUUUCUCUCUCUCUCUCUCUCUCUCUCUUUUUUACAUUUUUUGA